Manis javanica (Malayan pangolin) is the source of this 1084-nucleotide messenger RNA. NCBI's taxonomy places the organism in Eukaryota, Metazoa, Chordata, Mammalia, Pholidota, Manidae. The record is from RefSeq and is a predicted model, not a curated record.
GAUGCGGCUCCAGGCCCGCCCCUCGCCGGGCCCCGCCUGCUGCCCUCUCCUCUAAACAGCCCCUCGCUCGCUUCCCGCCUCUGCGCUUGCCCUUGCCGCCGCCGUGUCCGCUGCGCGUCCUCCCGCUGCCGGUGCCAUGGAUGCCAAGGUCAUCGCCGUGCUGGCCCCUGUGCUGGCUGCGCUCUGUCUCAGCGACGGGAAACCAGUCAGCCUGAGCUACAGAUGUCCUUGCCGAUUCUUCGAGAGCCACAUUGCCAGAGGCAAGAUCAAGCAUCUCAUCCUCAACACCCCAAACUGUGCCCUUCAGAUUGUGGCAAGGCUGAAGAACAACAAUAGACAAGUGUGCAUUGACCCGAAAUUGAAGUGGAUUCAGGAAUACCUGGAGAAAGCUUUAAACAACCAGGUGCCGAGACCCCAGCGAGGAGGCUCAGGAGUGCCCUCUGCUCGGCUGCCUGACCUCUAGAGAAAAGAGGUUUAAUUUUUGGCUGAGGGCCAAAUAGUAAAAGGUUGCAGUCCCUGUGCAGGAAGUCCAGAGAACUUCUGCACCUUUUCCUUGGAUCCGACUUGACCUUCUUUGACCACUGCCUGGUGCUGUCGCCAUGGGCUCCUACCCUGGACAUUCAUCACCUUUCCCAGGUAGCACCCCCUUUUGCAGCUGGCUGUAAAUUGUGGGGCCCUGAUCCCCCUAUACAUCUCCCUUGUCCCAUUCCAAGGGAGCUCCAUAUUCCAUGCAAUCGCUCAGCUGUGCCAGGGGGACCCCCAUGACGCUCCCUAGAGAAAUUCUUCAAGUGCCCUAAGCAGACCACUCACAUGCCAAGUUGAAAAGCCCCACAGGAAACUUGUUAUUCUGCAACCUCGCUGGACUCUCAGUCUCUGAGCAGUGAGGGGUUCAGUGUUAAAUGUGAUAAAUACUGUAUUUUGUAUUGUUUAAUUUGCAUCUCCCACAUAAUGUGAAAAUGGUCCAGGAGAAGGCAGCUUCCUGUAUGUAGUGCGCUUUUUUUUUUUAACAAGUAACAACUCCUUUUGAGAAACAACAAUUCCUUCAUUGAAGUCAUAUUAAUGAAAGAUGUAUAUGCACUUAUAA